Eremothecium cymbalariae DBVPG#7215 is the source of this 1989-nucleotide messenger RNA. RefSeq lists its product as uncharacterized. Lineage: Eukaryota; Fungi; Ascomycota; Saccharomycetes; Saccharomycetales; Saccharomycetaceae. Bases 1 to 1989 code for a protein of 662 amino acids. Gene Ontology annotation, molecular function: hydrolase activity. The transcript has a single exon. The record is from RefSeq and is a predicted model, not a curated record.
AUGGUUUCUGUAAGACAAUUCAUCACUGCUGCGAUCGUUGGAGCAGGAAUAGCUGAAGCUAUUCCUUUCCCUGCUAAGUCAGGUUUACAACUUCGGCAGGAUAUGGAUGUAUUCGAUAGUGCUGUUAAGGCAAGUGAUGAUAAAAUUGUGGAAGAGCUGGUGAAACAAUUGACGAUAUUACACGAUAAUAAGAACUUGACAGAUUGUGAGAAAUGUUUGAACAAGUUAACGAUCGGUAAGACUUUAUCUUUAACUAGGCCGGAUUUGGUGCCUACUGUUUUUUCUAAAUGGUGUAUCGAUACCCGGUUUCUAGCUGAGGAUUCGUGUAUGACUCUCUAUCAUAGGAAUACGGUUGAGAGCAGUUUCAGGGGUACCAAUUUUGCGGAUAUGUUGUCAUUGCUUGAUCCAAACAGCUAUGAUGGUUAUUUGUUCUGCCAUUAUUAUGAAUCUAGGCGGUGCCCAAAGCCAGAGACACCGAAUACGACACUAUCUCAUUUGUGGCCCGCCAAGCAGCCCAAACAUUAUAUUGCCCCUGAGCCGGAUAAGGAUGAUUUGAUUAAUGUUUUACAUGUUUCCGACUUCCAUAUUCAGUUAGAUUACACUGUAGGAAGUGAAACCAACUGUACUAGUGGUAUGUGCUGUAGCCCAGAUUCGAUCAAUAUGUUUUCCACAAGAGGUAAUCGGCGGUAUGAUGGUGAUUGGAAUUCUUACUACGGCUCCUACUAUACCGAUGGUGGUCGGUUUAUUAAGGGAACUUACAAUGAUCCAUUUUUGAAUCAAACUGUAUGGACGCCUGCGACAACUUUUGGUCAUUAUUCGUGUGAUGCGCCCGAGAUUUUGAUCAAUUCAUCGUUAUAUUCUGUUAUUGAUUACGCAAACGACCAAAAUAUGUGUUUCGAAUUUGCGAUAUUCACGGGAGACUUGGUAGACCACCAUGAGCUGAAGUAUGUCGACUACGAGUCAGUGGUAGAAUCCGAGGUAACAAUAUUUAGAGAUAUUAAGAGCAGAUUAGGAACGGUUCCUUUGUAUUCUGUGCUUGGAAAUCACGAUACCUUCCCGUAUGGUCAAUUGGCUCCGGAAGGAUAUGGGUUUAGUAACAGGUUCUCAUGGAACGCAGAGCUUAUGGCAGAUUUGUGGGAAGAUUAUGGCUGGUUAGACAAAGAAACUGCUAUGUAUGCCAAACAUCAUUAUACAGGCUUUGCCGUUAAUACUAAGAUUGGAUUAAAGAUCAUCUCUUUAAACUCAAAUGUUUGGUUCAGGAAGAAUAACUAUGCUUAUCUGAAUGCUUCUGAUGCAGAUGCUUUCGGCCAACUUAAGUUUUUAGUUGAUGAAUUAGUCGAAAGUGAAUCGAAAGAUCAAAGGGUUUGGGUUAUUGCACAUAUUCCAUUCGGCACAGAUUCCUUGCCUGCCCCUUCAAAUCUUUUCGCGGAGAUUGUCGAGAGAUUUUCGCCAUAUACAAUUGCGGGCCUUUUCUUCGGGCACACACACUUGGACCAAUUUGAUGUGCUAUACGCAGGGAGUGGUGCAGAUGCCAAGACAAUUGAAAACGUGGUAAACGUUGCUUGGAUUGCGCCAGCUGUUACACCAUGGAUCGGAAACAAUCCAGCAUGGAGAUACUACACCGUUGACCGGAAAACCUUCUCCAUAAUGAACAGCCACAACUUCUACACACAGUUGAAUAACACCUUCAACAAUGACGGGUCGGAGCCAGUCUGGGAGUUCGAAUAUGAUGCCAGAAGUGCCUACGGUAUCACAGAUUGGCCCGAAUCUGCCCCAUUGAAUGGAUCGUACUGGCACAAGGUUGCAACAAAAAUGAGAGAUGACCCUGCAUCGAUGCAGUUGUACGAGAAUUACUCAAGGCGGUUCUCACCUUAUGUGCGGAACUGUACUUCAAGCCUGUGCGAUAAUCACUACUGUCGUGUAACCUCCUUUACAAUUGACAGAUAUGAAGAUUGUAUUUCGGACACAGGGGAGCCAGAUUUUGAUUAA